Messenger RNA from Temnothorax curvispinosus, 8057 nucleotides. Its product is annotated as fatty acid synthase-like. The record is from RefSeq and is a predicted model, not a curated record. The transcript is spliced from 18 exons. Gene Ontology annotation, biological process: fatty acid biosynthetic process. Gene Ontology annotation, molecular function: fatty acid synthase activity; oxidoreductase activity. NCBI's taxonomy places the organism in Eukaryota, Metazoa, Arthropoda, Insecta, Hymenoptera, Formicidae. The coding region runs from base 232 to 6480 and encodes 2082 amino acids.
UUUUUGGCGAGAUCUCAGCAAGAAGUUCAGAUUUCAGUCACACGGACACGCGUUUGCACUCACACACGCAAAGCCAGUUUGUCACUCAAAACGCGUUCAUACCGUUUUGUGCGAGGUUACAGAAAGAGUUUCAAGAGAGAAUUUUUCAACAAAGAGAGAAAGAGAGAGAGAGAGAGAGAGAGAACGGAAGGGGAUACAAAAAAAGAUUAUCCGAAGAAAACAAUCGAAAUCAUGAAUGGCACAGAAGCAUGUAGCUCCUGGAACGGUAUUAACUCUGGCGAGGAGAUUGUUAUUUCUGGUAUUGCUGGUAGAUUUCCGGAUUCAGAUAAUAUGAAUCAAUUACGAGAAAAUCUAUUUAAUAAAAAAGAUCUUGUUAGAGCUGAUCAUGGUCGAUGGAAGAAAGAUCACCCAGACAUAUCAAACCGUAUGGGAAUAGUUAAUAAUUUGAACAAGUUUGAUGCGGAUUUCUUCGGAUUAUCUUUCGACCAAGCGCACACACUCGGACUUGAGACGAGAAUGUUACUGGAACAUUCUUAUGAGGCAAUUAUCGACGCGGGGAUCAAUCCGAAGCAAUUGCGAGGAAAGGAUACUGCCGUGAUCAUAGCGACAACCUUUUCUGAAACGCAAGCUAAAUUUUUGUAUGAGGAUCUUGAGAUGGAUGGUCUGAAUCUUAUUGGAUGUAGCAGAUCUACAAUAGCAAACAUGAUUUCGUACCAUUUGGAUCUGAAGGGACCAUCGUAUGCAAUCGAUUCAGCUUGCAGCUCCUGUUUCUAUGCCAUGGCCCUUGGUUAUCAUUAUAUCAUAUCAGGCAAAUGCGAAGAUGCCAUAAUUGGGGCUACACAAUUAUGUCUCAAUUCAACUAUAAACCUGCAGUUCGCUCGUCUUGGUGCUUUGUCACCCAACGGUUACUGCAGACCUUUUGAUAUCGCUGCAAACGGUUAUUCACGUAGCGAAACGAUAGGAGUGAUAUACCUUCAAAAAGCAAAGAAUGCAAAAAGGAUUUAUGCUAUAUGUCCUCAUAUUAAAACAAACAACGAUGGUUACAAGGAAGAAGGAAUAACACAUCCAUCGAUGCUUGUGCAAAGUACUUUGCUAACGGAAUUUUACGAUGAGUGCAGAAUAUCAACAUCUUGCUUAGAUUACAUUGAAGCACAUGGUACCGGUACUAAAAUCGGCGAUCCUCUAGAAGUCAAUGCUAUUUCUAACGCUUUGUGCAAGAAUAGAAAAACUCCAUUAAUGAUCGGCUCCGUAAAAUCCAAUCUUGGUCAUACUGAAGCUGCAAGUGGUUUUACUCAAAUCGCUAAGGCAAUAAUAGCAUUUGAAACCGGUUUUGUUCCACCAAAUAUCAAUUAUACAUCACCACGAAAUAUAGAUGCCUUAAUAAAUGGAACUGUUCGUGUCGUCGAAGAAUCGAUGCCACUUAAAAACGGUUAUAUAGGUAUCAAUUCUUCCGGUUUCGGGGGAUCUAAUGUUCACAUGUUAUUAAAGUGGAACCCCAAACAAAAAGUUAACAAUGGAACACCGAGUAAUGACUUGCCAAGACUUGUAAUAUUAUCUGGGAGCACUGAAGAAUCAGUGAAGUUAUUCUUAAAUGAUGUCGCUAAUCGUCCGAUAAAUAUAGAAUAUAUCCGUUUAAUACACGACGUCUAUACGGACAGCAUAGAUGGUCACUUAUGGAGAGGAUUCACUAUACUAAAUAUUUUGCAACAAGAUUCAAUAAGAGAAAUUCAAAAUUGCGAGAAUGCGAAAAGACCUGUUUGGUUUAUAUUUUCUGCUUUAGGCUCGCAAUGGCCAGGAAUGGGUCGAAAUUUAUUAAAAUUUCACGUCUUUGCAAAUGCGAUAAGAGUGUGCGACGUUACUUUAAAACCAUAUGGUAUAGGUGUCGCGGAUAUUUUGACAAAGACAGACGAAAAAGUGUGCAAAGACGCGUUACAUGCGUUUGUUGGCAUUGUCGCUAUUCAGAUUGGUUUAGUAGAUCUCCUAACAUCAUUAGGAAUUAUUCCGGAUUACAUGAUUAGUCACUCUGCUGGUGAACUUGGUUGCGCGUACGCCGAUGGAUGUCUCACUAUUGAACAAACUAUUUUAUCAGCAUAUUUUAUUGGUUUGGCGUGUGCCGAAAGAAAAAUAAUUCGUAGCUCUAUGGCAAUUGUUAGUCUUGAUUACGAGUGUCUCAGAAACAUGUGUCCAGUGGAUAUUGAAAUAAUAUGUCGCAAUAGCGAGAAUAGCAGCGUUGUGAGCGGACCCGCAGAAUCCGUGCAAAAAUUUAUGAAAAUCUUGCAGAUCAAUAAUAUUCACGUGAAAGAGGUACACUGCAAUGUACCGUAUCACACUUUUUAUCUCGCAUCUGUAAAAAUUCAACUUUUGCUUAAUUUAAACAAAGUAAUAUCACGGCCGAAGAAACGGAGUCCAAAAUGGAUCAGCACUUCCGUACCUCGCACCGAAUGGUUUACCUCAGCAUCAAAAUUAUCAUCGGCGGACUAUCAUACACAUAGUAUAUUAAAUACCGUUCUCUUUGAACAAACAACGCAUCUAAUUUCAAGUAACGCAGUGACCAUCGAAAUUGCGCCAGAUAGCGUUCUGCAGCACGUUCUGAAAGAAUCCUUGUGUUCGGAAGUAAUGAACGUUGUAUUGACUCGACGCACUGAACAAAAUAUUGACGUAAUUUUACAAGGAAUUGGAAGGCUGUAUAACUGUGGCUUACAGCCGAAAGUUGCUAAUUUAUACCCGCCAGUGGAAUAUCCUGUUAGUCGAGGAACUCCUAUGAUUUCCCCAUCGAUCAGAUGGGAUCACUCCAAAGAUUGGUAUAUACCGUGUUCUGAAACACAAAUGUCCAUAAAAUCUCGAGAAAGAUAUGUCAAAAUUUCACUCGACGAUGAAGACUACUAUUAUAUGCACGGUCAUAUAAUCGAUGGAAGAAAUUUGCUACCCGCGACAAGUUAUCUUGUACUCAUUUGGCAAACUUUUGGUAUGAUGAAAGGGAUAACAUACACAACAAUACCGAUAAUAUUUCGAGAUGUAAACUUUAUUCGCGCUACUCACUUGACGAAAAGUAAUGCUGUAAAAUUGAUGAUUGCGAUACAGAAAGAUGGGAAGUUUGAAAUAACCGAAAGAGAUAGCGUUGUUGUGACAGGUACAGUGCACGAGAUAUCGAAUCCAGAACAGGAAAUGAUUCGGACAGAUCUAUUGCCGGAAAUUAACAAUGAAGAAGAAUAUAUGACUGCUCGAGAUAUUUAUAAGGAGUUGAGACUGCGUGGUUACCAGUACAGCGGCUGGUUUCACAGAUUAUAUAGCGCAUCUAUUUCAAACAAUAAAGGACAUAUUGUUUGGAAAACGAAUUGGGUAACGUUUAUGGAUACUAUGAUACAGAUGUUUGUUAUUGGGUAUGAUACCCGGGAAUUAUGUGUUACGACGAGUAUUCAGAAGUUGGUGAUCAAUCCUAAGCUUCAUGCAUCGAUGCUACGAAACAGCGUGGUUGGCGUGGAAGAUACGACAUGCAAGGAUAAAACAUUACCGAUACGAAUAUACAGAGAACUAGACACGAUUAUAGCUGGCGGAAUAGAGAUUCGAGGUAUUAAAACCACUCAGAUCUCUCGCCGAAGAUUGGCUCAGGAUGUUGUUAUCGAAGAACACGUAUUUGUAGCUCAUCAUGAUCGCGCUAAGAUUUCUUUGAACGAAGCGAUUCGAAUAUCGGCGCAACUCGCGCUGGAAGAUCAUCAAAUCAUCAAAUUGAAAACCAUCGAGCUAGUAGAAGAUGUCGACGAUGUCGCACCAGAAUAUCUCUCUUCUUCGUUGCUGCUUGAGGCUUUUGAUAAUGUGCCAUUGAUACAAACAAACAUCAUUGUAUUAACAUCGCCGAAUCGUUUUAGUCCAGCAGAUCUACCGCAGAACAUUUCAAUUAGAGAUUUAAACAAACCAUUUGUAGAUGACAAAGCCUUAAUAGUUGCCGGAUUCAACCUUUUAACCAAGCAACAAACCUCGUUAGAACGACUUUUAUCAUUUCUGAGAGAAGGUGGUUAUCUGUUGUCACGUGAGAAAUGCGACGUAGUUAACUACACCAAAUAUUUACAGCAAUACGAAUUAAAUGUUAUUCUUGAAAAGCGCACCGACAAAGAAAUGAUUGUGCUUCUGAAAAAGAAAAUUCAAAUAGAAAAGAGAAUUGUUGUCUACAUAAAUAAUGAUAAUUUUAAUUGGUUGGAGGAUCUAAAGCUGCUUGUGAGCGAUGAGAAUAAACUCGAAAAAAAGAGUAGGAUUAUAAUUGUUGGAGAGAGAGAUUUUGAGUGCGGUUUAUUAGGUUUUGUUAACUGUUUGAGAAAAGAGCCGGGCGGAGAGUUUGUUAGAGGUGUGCUUAUUCAAGAUGAGCGAGUCCCUAAGUUUUCUCUACAGGAUCCCUUCUAUAUACAUCAAUUGCAAAAAGAUAUGUUCAUUAAUGUAUUGCGAUCUAAUGAGACCUGGGGAUCAUACAGACAUUUGCGAUUACCACGACCGGAAGCCGAACCCGUACCUACCGCUCAUGUAUGCCAAACGGUUCGUGGUGAUCUAGGUACAUUUUGUUGGAUAGAGAACAGUCUAUCUGUCGAAGCCCGUCAUGAGGAUUUGGUGCGUGUGGUUUACUCAUCGCUCAAUUUUAAAGAUGUAAUGCUUGCGACUGGUAAAUUAGUAUCUGAUCAAGCGAUCUCGCGAGGACGGUUUCAAUGUACUCCUCUUGGAUUUGAAUACGUAGGAUUCGAUGCCAAUGGGCAACGUGUAAUGGGAAUCCGUGAUACCGAUUGUAUUGCAAACGUCGUUGUAAAAAAUAAAGAUUUCUGCUGGAAGAUACCCGAUGCGUGGACAUUCGAAGCGGCGGCGACGGUCCCGUGCGUUUACAGCACGGUUUACUUAGCCUUAUACAUACAUGGGAAAAUGAAAAAAGGCAAUAAAAUACUUAUACACUCUGGUACUGGCGGUAUUGGACAAGCAGCUAUUCACCUCGCUCUCAAAGAAGGAUGCGAGGUGUUCACUACUGUGGGCACGAGAGACAAACGGAACUUUAUUAAGAAGAUGUUUCCGAUUAUUCUGGAUAAACAUAUUGGAAAUUCACGAGAUACCAGCUUUGAACAAAUGAUAAUGCGAGAAACAAACGGUCGCGGCGUCGACAUUGUGUUAAAUUCAUUGGCAGAAGAAAAGUUAAUCGCGUCCAUUCGUUGCUUGGCGCAAAAUGGUCGUUUUCUGGAAAUCGGCAAAUUUGAUUUUAUUUCUAACAAUCCGCUAGGUAUGUCUGUGUUUCAGAAAGGUAUUAGCUUUCAUGGAAUUCUACUCGAUAAUAUGAUGUGUCGUGGCAAUCACAAGUAUAAGUCGCUGUUGUCCAAAAUGAUAGCCGACGGUCUUAAAUAUGGAGUCAUUAAACCAAUUCAAGUAAAAGUUUUUUCAAAAACAGAAAUCGAAGAAGCUUUUAGAUACAUGGCGAGUGGAAAACACAUGGGAAAAAUAAUUAUAAAGAUCCAGGAAAAGGAUAAACCUCUAGACAAGCCCAUUGUCGCAUAUCGUCGCUAUUAUUGUCUCAGAAAUAAAAGUUAUAUUAUAUUGGGAGGUCUAGGUGGAUUUGGUUUGGAGUUGACCGAUUGGUUAAUAUUUCGAGGCGCCAGGAAUGUCGUGUUGAUAUCGCGAACGGGAAUGAAAAAUGGGUAUCAACGCAAGAAAGUUCGACUAUGGAAGUCGUACGGUGUAAAUGUGCUGAUUAUCAAGAAUAUCGAUGUCGCUGAUCCCAAGGACUGCGAAUACCUCUUGCAAACUGCCGAAAGAAAAGCGCCGGUGGACGCAAUAUUUAAUCUCGGUGUGGUGCUGAAGGAUAGCAUGUUGAAGAAUCAAACCGCGGAGACCUUCGCGGAGUCCUUCCAAUCGAAGGCUCGAGCAACGCAAACAUUGGACAAACUUUCUAGAAAGAUUUGCUCCCAACUGCGGCACUUCGUGGUAUUCUCUUCUGCUGCCUGCGGUAGAGGAAACGCUGGACAGACUAAUUAUGGUAUGGCCAACUCUAUCAUGGAGAGGGUGUGCGAAAAGAGAGCGGAGGAAGGAUUACCCGGAUUGGCGAUUCAGUGGGGAUCUGUGGGUGACGUGGGUAUCGUCGCUGACAUGCAGGAGAACGAGGGGAAGGAACUGAUUACCGACCGCGUCGGCAUCUUGCAGCAAACGAUAUCUUGCUGUCUCGACGAGCUCAAUAAAUUUUUAAUUCAAAGCCGACCGGUUGUAAGCAGCAUGGUCGUAGCUAAAAAGAAAACAAUAUCUUCUGAAUUUAACAGUCUGAUAAAAACUGUCGCCAAUAUUUUAGACAUAAAAGACAUGAAGUUUAUAAGUCAAAAUUCAUCUCUGGUCGAACUUGGAAUGGAAUCCAUGAUAGCCGUGGAAAUUAAACAAACUCUGGAACGAGAGUUUGACAUUUUUUUGACUGCGCAAGAGAUACAAAAUCUCACCUUCGCGAAGCUUAAUAAGAUGCAAUCAUUUUGAAUUUCGGUACAGUACUUCGACAUAAAGUUGAGUUUAAUUGGGGUCAUGUGUGGUAUACUACUGUAAAGUUCCGACUUCCUUCUAUUUAUUACAUAUACUAGCAUGCUAUCCUUCUUAGAGAGUAUAUGAAGUUAUUGCAAACUAUCAAAUUGAAGAUAGAAAAGAAGCAAAUUCAUACGAUUAUGUGAGUUCAAAUUGGGUUGUAAAGCUUCGGAAAUUGCACGCAAUAUCAACUAAGUAACAUACAGUUCAACAUUGGUCUCAAAAAUUCCGUAGCAGAAACGAAAGCUUAGAAGAUAAAGCGGGUUGGCCGCUGUUGAUAAUGAUUAAUAAAGAGCUAUUAUUCAUGCGAAUCCACUGAAAACCACUAGAGAGAUUGCACAAAUUAUACUUAACAUAAACAGACCAUUCAAUGAGCUGAGAUAUUCACAUUUGAAGUUGAAGAUUAAAAGCCGCAAUUAUUUUUGCACUAACCUAAUAAUAUAAAACGUUGUUACAUAUAUAUUUAUACAAAACUUAUCUUCAGAAAAGGCUAAAAAAACGCAUUAAGUGUACACACGCUAAACACAAAAUCUUUAUUUAAAAAAAAUUUUGAUCUAAUUUGAGCUUAUAAUUCUAUUUGUAUUUUUACUACAAAAACAAUGAUAUUAGAAGGUUUGCGCCAAGUGAAUAUAAUAAAUUAGUAACGUCUGAUUUUCUUAAUCAUUGUUCUUUAUUAGACUUGUUGUGUAUCUGUUUUUUUUUUUAGAAACAGAUAUAUACAACCUGCUGUUUUUUUUAUUAUUUAGAUUUACAUACAAGAAAUACUUAUUAUGCCCCAAAUAUAUAUAUGUUUAUAGCAUAUGUCCCACAAAAACAUAAAAAAGCACUUUUUGAAAAAAAGAACAGGUGUACAACAAGUAUAAAGUAAAGUAAUAAAGUAACAUGAUAAAGAAAAUCAGACGUUGUUACCAAUUUAUCAUAUCCACUUCGCGCAAAUUUUCUGAUAUUAUUGUUUUUGUAGUAAAAAAUACAAAUCAACAUUUCACACAAAUCUGUCCAUAUAAAUCUUGCAAUAUUGGGAUUUAAAGGAUUUGCUAACAAACCUUAGCAAACAAUAUUCGCCGGUAAACAGUAAAGCUGGUUUAAACUUGUCAACUUUUAAUCCACAAACGCAGUCGAAUGCUUCUGCGAGAUAUGUGGGCGUCAUUGUUUAUUUUUAAAUCAAUCAUCUGACCAUAUGCUGAAGAUAAGCGUAUUUAUCAUAUUUUACAAAUCGGCUGAUUAAAUGGAUACUUGGUGUUACGUGCGGAACCGCUUUCUCGGUCCUGCACUGUAUUUGCCCGCCUAACAAAAUUGAUUACGGGACGAACUCGAGUUAACCCGCGAAUAUACCAAUGCGUGAGCACAGCGGCUUAAGGCCGGCUAUUGUAACCAGACCAUUAUACGAAUGAUAUUGCUUGUAAUAUUGAUAUUAUUGGGAAAUUAUAAAUUUAGUAGAAUACAUGCGUUAGUAAUGACAUUGCUAUUAUAAAAAAUAUUCGUAAAAAUAUAAGUUAGUAGUAGAGGAGACCGGGGCGAAGUCGGCCCUAUAUUUU